Messenger RNA from Carcharodon carcharias (great white shark), 5676 nucleotides. It is a transcript of the gene plekhm3, whose product is annotated as pleckstrin homology domain containing, family M, member 3. NCBI's taxonomy places the organism in Eukaryota, Metazoa, Chordata, Chondrichthyes, Lamniformes, Lamnidae. The coding region runs from base 983 to 3211 and encodes 742 amino acids. The transcript is spliced from 8 exons. The record is from RefSeq and is a predicted model, not a curated record.
GUGGCACUGCGCCCAUAGGGAGUGUGUAACGGUGAUUUGGGUCGUGGCGACUGCGUGUGUCGCCUGAGUGACUUGAGGCGGGGGAUGAACUGAGAAGAGUUUGUUUCUUUGGGUUGACCUCUUCUGCCUGUAAUCAACUCUCAACAUGGACAGUAAUUGAACAAUAGGCAUGGCGUGCUUUUGUGAAGGACCUCGGUGCCAAACUCUUGAGUAACAAGACCCAUAUGCAGCAGCCCAGAAAUGUUCUAAUUGAUUGUAAACUGUCAAUCUACACUCAUUUUCCCUUGGGCAGGUGUGGUGUUUGCUGCACGAUGCAGGCAGAUCGCCUUGUCAAGAUGGAGUGCUGAUCUAAAAGCACCUCUAUUUACUCCAAUCACUCGACACUAUCAUAGCUUGUUGACAGAUUGCAGGAUUCCUGAAGUGAAAAGAUUGAAGAAUUCCAGGCUCGUCAUUGACUCACAGACCAUACCAGCCCAUCAACAUGGCUUUGCUUUGCUAGCAUGUUAGCAGCCUCCAGUUGAAGAGAAGACAUGAACCCUUUUAUUUGGCGAUAAAAUUUUUUUGUUUUUGGUGUCAGAAUUUUAGAUGUAUAUUUUUAGUCGCUUUGCACAGCAUCUUUUGUAGUCUUUUGCACUGUGCCCAAUUAUAGAACUUCUAAACAGAGUAAAGGAACCAUACCCCCAUAUUCCUUUGAGUAGGUUUGAACUGGCAAAUUGGCACGCCAUGUUCACCAUUCUUUAAGGACUGUGUGGUGUCAGAUGUAAGGCUUAGGUGCAAGACCCAUUAGUAAUAAAGCUGACUUGUUGCAACUGUUUAUAGAUGAGUUGGAAGAAUAGGACUCCCUGUUGAUGUUCAAGGAACCUUUUAAAAGGAGUAGAGCUGCUGGACUCCUGUGAGUUGAUUUUACUGCACUUCUGAUCAAACUAUUUGGACUGAUCAUUGAAUUGUUGGUAACUCCGCCAGAAUUUAACAAGAGCAACCAAUGGAAGCACUGGAAGCAGAUGAUAUAAGUCCUGCUUUGGAGGCCACUGAGGAGUUCUUUCUUUUCAGUGGCAUUGAUGACCAGGUAGGGCGUGAGGAUCUCCCAAAACAGGAAGUGUUUGGCAUCCAGGAGGUCCCAGUGAUCAUUGGACAUGAAGUCCUCAAGGUGAGAGGUGAGAGGUCACACAAGAGAGAUGGCAGCAGUAGUACAGCUCAGAAAAUGAGCAAAUCGGAGUCUGCAAAGCAAAUAGAAGUCGGGAGAAAUGCACCCACCAGCAAAGUGGUUAGAAUGGCCAAUGGGCCGACACAGCAGUGGGCUGCUGGUGCGGACACUGAGGGCUCCUUCAUCUCAUACAGUGUGGCCCAUGCCAGGAAGGGCAAUUUGGCUGAGGAAUGGUUACCCAACAGCCCGAUGCUCUUUCGAUCGCAAUCCGACGUCGUUCCGUCUCGUUGCCAGUCACAAUCUGGUCCAGCGCCAGUCCAUUAUCCGCUAGAUUCAGAGAUAGCUCCCUCCAGUGUCUCUUUCUCAUCCUCGUUUAGCAAAGGUGGAAAUUUUUCAACGGCCACUCAAAGCCAAGGCGAUCCUCAGCCCCCUGGUCGAGAUGUCAUAAAGAAGGGAAGCCUGGCAAGAAGGCAGGAUCAUGCCAGCCCAUGGAAGGAGUGCUAUGUUGAGCUUUGCCCCCGUGAACUCUGCCUUUACAGCGCAGGGACUGGAGACGACUCCCACCUCUGCAAUGUGUACUACCUGAGCCGCUGUCAAAGCAUCACCAUGUCUUCCAGCCAUGGUGACCGUGUCCUGGAGGUCCUCUUUUCCAAUGGUGCUUGGCUGCAACUGCAAGCUCGAUCCCAGCGGGAGGCUGAAGACUGGAGGCAGGACCUCCUGGCACAAAUGCUCACCCUGCACCUGCCGCAGCCAUUGGGCCUGCCAAACGGGACCCACAGCUUGUCACCUCCCAAUUGGCAUCCUGGGACUUGCCAAGUGGAGGCCAUCCAGCCUAGGGCUCGCCACUUGUGCACAGAAGGCACAGUACGGAUCGGAAUACUUCACAUGUUGAUGCCUCAGAACAACUGGAACUCCUACACCUUUGUCCUUAGCCAAAGCCAACUCAAGUGUUUUCAAACCAAUGACUUGCAAGAGGCACCCUUGGCAUCUUACAGGAUUAGUCGAUGCCUCAACAUACAGACAGAAGCGAUAGUGGGGUCUGCUCCCCGCUUUAAGGUGACUUUUCCAGAAGAAGUUCUUAUUCUCAUGGCGGCCACCCAACAGGAGGCCCAAGAAUGGACAGAGGCAAUCAAGGCUGUGAUUAACUCCAGGUGGGUGGCCAAUAGCUCUGAGCGCUUCUCAUCAAGGGAUUUGAAGGAAAAGGGGAUGGACUCCAAUGGUGUGGGCACACAGAGGAAUAAGCGGUACUCGGUAACCAGCAGCUUUCUCAGUCUCCUGACAGUCAUCGCAGUGGAGAAGGGGCUCACGGCUCAGAGCUUCAGGUGUGCAGGAUGUCAGAGACCGGUGGGACUGUCCUAUGGGAAUGCAAAGGUGUGCGCCUACAGUGGCUGGUACUAUUGUCAAGCAUGUCAUGUGGACGAUGUGUUUCUGAUCCCUGCUCGACUGGUUCACAACUGGGACACUGCAAAACACAAGGUUUCAAAACAAGCGAAAGAGUUCCUGGAGUACAUCUCUGAAGAACCGCUCAUUGACAUCCAUCAGGAUAAUCCACAUCUGUAUGAGCAUGUUGAAGUGCUGGCAACUGUCCUCCGCUUGCGCCAGCAGCUCAAAUCACUGAGAGCAUACCUGUUCAGCUGCAGGGCCUCUGUGGCAGAAGAUUUGCGCAGAAGGAUUUUCCCCAGGGAAUACAUUCUACAGCACGUGCACUUGUACUCAUUAGCUGACCUUCAGCAGGUCUUUGAAGGCAAACUUGCCCCAUUCCUCUUGAAGAUCAACAAGUUUGCCAGUACUCAUGUAUACAGCUGCAGCCUGUGCAGCCAGAAAGGCUUCAUCUGUGAGAUCUGCAACAAUGGGCAAAUUAUUUAUCCUUUUGAAGGAACUGCUACCAAAAGGUGUGAGAUUUGCGGGGCUGUGUUCCACGUUGAGUGCAAGUCAAGGAGCGUUCCCUGCCCACGGUGUGUGCACAGGGAGCUGCAGAAGAAGCCGCGGUCUUUCUGGCGCAAAUUGGACUUGGACGACAACUUUGAGCUUUGCAAUGCAUUUGAAUUCUCCUGUCCAAACAGCUGAUGCCCAGGUCAGAUUUAGUUCAGAGUAGAAUUCUCCAACUAAUCUUUCAUGGAUGGAUUAAUAAGGCUGGGUGCAUUGUGAUCCCUGUGUACAGCAACACAAUGAAUUGAAAGGGGAUAUUUUGGCGUUGAACAUAAGCUGGGUGGGGACAAGGUGUUGUAAAGGAAGAAGCAUGGAAUGCGAGAUAUCUUCCCCCUUCUCAUAUAAUGCACAGUAUUAUAAAUAUACCCCUUGUGAGUUUGUUUCCUUGUUUCUAACAUCUCUCUCAGACAGUUGAAAGCUCGAGUGAAAUGAGGGUGGAUUGGUUUCCAGUGGGUGCACAGAAUUCCUUUAAUUUGGCACCAAAUUAACACCCUCAUUCUUUGCUGGUGUGUAAAAUGGUGAGGUCACUUGGCAGUGGUGGGGUUCUUAGCUUGGGGUUAAGAUGCACCACAGGGCUGGAGCAGACAGUGCUUGUACAUUGCAUCUCAUUAUUACCAUACCUGACCCUGGAAGUAUUUGAUGUGGGCACUGAAUGCCAAAGAUAGGUAAAAUAUUCCAAUUCCCAUUGCCAACAUCCCUAACCUUGACACAAGAUUAACCACUUAGCCCAAGACAACAGGAAUGUACACUCAAACUCCCCAAUGUUUUAUUUGGGUUAGUUUUCUUUCUAUCUUCACUAUUCUUCUGAAGAGCUUGAGGUCACCAUCCAAGAUCUAUCACUUACUGACCACCAGUUGACCAUUACUGGGUAAAAGAAAUUGUAUCAGCAGCUUUCCUUUGUGAUUUUAGAAGGGAUCAGAUGCUCCAUCAGUUUGACAGCUGCUUCCUUUUUUUGUUAACUUGAUUUACUCCACAGUAUCUCUCUCUCCUUUCUGUUUCCCCCUCUCCUGGACAUUGGCCAAGCCUCCAGAUUUGGAACCCAUUCUCCCAAACACUGAGCCUUAAAACAUCCGGAGAAAUUUUUUUUUAAAUGUGGGAAAUCGGUGUUGGGGAGUUGAUUAAAAGGGUCGAAGUGAGCAAUUGGAAGGGAGCAUGAAAUUUUUUUUUAAGGCAAAGAAAAGGCUAAGGCCCCAAAAAGCCUGGCCAGGAUUAAGUGUAAAAUCUUGCUCUAACUUCUUUUAAUAAGGCAGAUAAAUUAGGAUAAAGUGUUAAUUUUAAAAAAAUUAAUAAAAUGACCUUGUGCAUAGUUAUAAACGUUGACCACCAUUGCUGCACCUGAAGCCCAUGGAUAAAAGUGUAGAUCCACACAAUUGGCAUUACAGAAGGUGCACAGUGACCGACAGUGAAUCAUAGGCCAUGUACGCUGAGGGAAAACUGGGAUAUAUAGGGUGCAUCUGGGAUGGCAGUUGAUACACAAUCAAGAGUUGGUGAAAGAUCUUUUGGGGAGCAAUGGGAUUUUGAGGAAAUCAGAAGGCAAAGAUGAUGUUUUUCUCACUCGCUCUCUGGAAUUGUAUUUUUUGCACGUUGAGGCCCACUGAUGAGAUCACUUUGAGAAGUUAAUUUUUAUUGUGUUCAAAGUCAAGUUGUAUUGAGUACACAGUGAAUGGGUUUUAAAAGGUUGUUUUUUUUAAGCCUGCUUAGAGUGAAGCAGUUACUGUAAGUCGGAGAUAAGGUUCUGAAUUCAGGUAACAGGAUGCAUUACCUGCACCUACCAUGCUGCAGGUGCAGUCCCACCAACUGGCACAUAUACAAUUUCUGUGUGGGCUAUGUAGCCAAUUUGCGUUAGAACAUAACCCAUGAUCAAUGUACUCUAAGUAAGAUUUCCCAGUGCAACCCUAGGAGAGGGUGUGGAGGGAUUUCACUGAAACAACAGCAGGCCACUCUUCUAACCCUUUCAACAGCAUGUAUCUUGGUUUGUGUUUGAACCUGAAAGCACUCAGUCGCUUUACUGUAUAUGUGUAAAAGAUGUGGUGCCAUGUAUCGGGGGAAGCAAUGUCAUAUUUUGGAAGAGAGAAGCGAGUGGCAUUGCUGCUUCAGCAGUGAAAGGCAGAAGUGAUUGCAAGUUAAGGCUUAAUGGAACAACUGGAAAUGUAACUUUUCUGUACCAUUUCGGUACACCACAUCACGAUGCUGAGUGUCCACUGAAGCCUGUUGGGGGAAUGUCGCCCCUCAUUGACUUAACUGCAGUUACCUGCCUCAGAUUUGGGACACUGUCUCCUCCAGUCAUUUGAAAAAAAUUGUAAUGUCAUUAUUCGCAAUCUAUCUUGUCCUGGCGUGACAGGAUUACACCUCCAAUCAACAGUUCUCCACCAAGGAUUCUACCAUAGAUAUAGAGAAGAUGCACCAGACAUAUGUGAAGAAUUAUCUUUCAUCUAAUACCUGCUGCAACGUUAAAGCUCUCAACUUGAGAUCUGCUGCUUUUAUAAUAUAUUAAUAUAUUUAUGUAUAUACAUCUUAACAGGAGCAAUUAUCCUGAGAUUCAUUUUUGUACAGUUGGAGCCAAUAAAGCUGAUUGGAAAAUAAAGGUAUUUAAUUCUAUCGCA